Bactrocera tryoni is the source of this 1222-nucleotide messenger RNA. RefSeq lists its product as uncharacterized. The coding region runs from base 172 to 1212 and encodes 346 amino acids. The record is from RefSeq and is a predicted model, not a curated record. Lineage: Eukaryota; Metazoa; Arthropoda; Insecta; Diptera; Tephritidae. The transcript has 5 exons.
AUGUAAAAGAAGCCGGAGCAGCAUUCACCACAUAUUUUUACAACCAAUUUUGAAGACAGAGUGAUUGACAUUUGGAUAUAUGUAUAUCCUUUUAUAUUUUAUACAUAUAUAUAAUUAGUAAAGAGUGUGACAUAACUAAAAUAUACUACAAAAAGAAAAUAGCGAAAAAAGAUGUUGAAAUCUCCUGCGUCCAGAGAUCGAUUCCCGAAUAAAAUGGAACAUUCUCCAGUUGUCAAGCAAUUGGCUAUCGAUAAGAUGUUUGCAAAUAUGCAGCGCCGACUUUCAUUACUUCACCGUACACUUAUUUGCGAUGAGAAAGAGGCAUAUAAAGUAGAAACGCCUUACAAAUUAUUCGGUUGGUCCAAGGAAGAUUUUGAAGCUCGACUGAAAUUGGAUAAUUUGGUUUGGCUUGAGGUGUUCAUUAUGAAUAUGUCGAAAAGUUGUAUGGGAUUGAGAAAGCUGGAAACUGAUAUAGAAGAAUUAUUGGAAUUUGCAAGACUAUUUUAUGAGAUCUUUGCGGGACAGAAUUUGCAAACAGAAUUCAUUGCUAAAAAGUUAAAAUCGGCGUUGGCAUUAAUAGACAUGCCAACAGAUAUGGAAACUCAGCUAAAGAACAAUGCUAAAAAGAAUGAAGAGUUAUGUGUUCGUGUGCAUGAAAAAACGUUUACCAAAACGGAUGAUAAAACCGCUAACAAAAAAAUAAAUGUAUUGGAACAUAUUUUUUCCGAAAGUAUUGCUUACGACCCCAUCGAAACACGUUAUCAGAUACGCUAUCAAAACUCGCUGGUCGAACAAUUUGAGGAUAGGACUUUAAUCGAGCAGAAUAAGAUCCAGAAAGAGAUCGAUAGAUAUAACGAACUAAUGCGUGUAGAGAAAUAUUGCUCACAGUGUACGAUAAACGCUCUCUAUGCAGAAACAAAUAAAUAUAGGACCCGCAUAGACGAAUUGGGUGCUCAAUAUACGAAGGAAUACGAUGACAUAACCAACAAGAUCGCCAUUAAGCGUGCGAAUUGUGAAAAGUUACGUGUUCAGCGUAGCUAUCUGGAGGAAGAAAUUGUUCGCUUCAGGGAAGAAAUCGCCAAUGUACUACGUCAGAAGAAGAAGAAGUCAAAACGCUUUCAUCGCAGCCCCACACAGAGUAAUAUUUCGCAGAGCAACACGGAGAGCCUAGUACUUUUGGAAAAGAAAAAUACGAAGAAGAAGACUAAGUAGUAAAUGUGAA